Molecule: messenger RNA, 9550 nt
Organism: Nomia melanderi (Alkali bee)
Lineage: Eukaryota; Metazoa; Arthropoda; Insecta; Hymenoptera; Halictidae
Gene: Lrrk
Product: Leucine-rich repeat kinase
Biological process (GO): protein phosphorylation
Molecular function (GO): protein binding; protein kinase activity; ATP binding
Source: RefSeq, a predicted model, not a curated record
GUAAGUAACAAAACUGAUUCACUAUAGUGGAUGUACAUUGCAUAUAAUAAAAUCAAUUAAUAAAUGGAAAAGUCAUCAAUGGUAUUACAUAAUACAGAGAGUAAUACCACCGACGAGUUGUCUCUCGUAACACUGUUUAUUUUAAUCGAUCCAAUGUUACUGAUGCAUAGAAUUGUAUCUAAAGGUGUGUACAGUCGAUAAAAAGAUCUGACAAAAUGGCGAUCACCAAGUGUUGUGUUUAGUACUGUUCUUACAUUUCAUCUUAAAAAUUAUUGUGACUAUCGUGAUACUCUUCUGUUAAUAUACGAAAAACAGUUAAAAGAUAUAUAAAAAGUUUCAUGAUAAGUUGGACAUACUUAAAUUCAUGAAUAAUUAUAAUAUUCAUAAUAUAAUUUGCAAUGAACAUCAAGUGUUCAAUUUUAAUCAAAUUCAAAUAAAAAGAUAUGCAAAACAUCAUAAGAGAAGAAUAUACAAACUAUGUGAAUGUGUAAUUGGAAGUCAUAAUAAUUUAUAGAUACAACUGUUCUCACUAUGGAGGAUUAUACUCCAAUCGAUGAAGAUUUUCCUGGUCGAUUGUUACAUCAAGCUGCUUUAUGGGACAAUGCAGAAUUAUUAGAAGAUCUUCUACGAGGAGAACAUGCACAAUAUAUAAACAGCCAAGAUUCAUGGGGUAGAACACCAUUACAUACCGCAGCUAUUACAGAAAAUUCAAGAUGUUUGGAUGUAUUACUGUCUGCUGGUGCUAAUCCAAAUAUACCGUGUGGUCCAAGGGGCCAUUACCGAACACCGUUACACAUAUGUGCAGAACAUGGUCAUAGUUCGAAUAUAAAAAAGCUUUUAGAAUUCGAUGCAGAUUUAAUGAUUACAGACAAUAAUGGUGAUAAACCAAUAGAUAUAGUUGAAAAAAAUAAACAGGACGCCUGCAAAAAUUUACUUAAUUCAGCAGCAGAGAAAUAUGAAUUAGCAAAGUUAGCAACACAUGCUUCUUUGCGCGCGACUUGUAUUCAAGGAGAUACUAUAGCAGCUAGGAAUAUUAUUCAGGGACUCACUUCUGACAUUGAAUACAUCAUUAACAUGGCACCAAAUGGUGCAAAUACGUUGCUCUUUAUAGCCUGUGAAAUGGGUCACAAAGAUAUAGUACGUUUGCUUCUAGAUCAUGGUGCAGAUUGCAGAACACAUUCUGUCACCAAGUAUUGUCCACUUUAUAUAGCCUGUUAUAAUGGCAAGGUAGAAAUUGUAGAAUUGCUUCUGCGACACUUUCCUAAACAGGUACAAUCUUUAACAGUGGAAAAAUGGUUACCAAUUCAUGCAGCAGCUAUAAAUGGUCAUUACACAGUCAUUGAUUUGCUAUUAAAAUUUGAAUAUCCACACAAUAUGUAUCAAUGCUACAAAGAUUCUUCUGGAGAAUUUGAAUAUGAAAUGCCAUUUGAUAUUAAUACUCAAGAUGUUACAGGACAGAAUGUUCUCUACAUAUCUAGCAUGCUUGGAAAUAUUAAGAUCAUAGAAUUAUUAUUAAACUAUAAAGUAAAAGCAAGAAAAAUUAAAGAAGAAGAUAUGGGAGUUACUCAGCCACUUCCUACAUCGAAAAGAAAAAUUUCAAGUGGAAUUCAAAGAUUAAUGUCUAGUUUAAAUUUUAGAAGUAAAGCAUUUGAUAAAAAAGACGACAAUAUGAUGUGUCCAUUAAAUUUGGAUUUGUACUGCAACAAUGGUAGUGAAACGGCUUUACACACUGCCGUGAAAAGUAAACACACAGACGUUGUUACUGCUUUAUUAUUAGCAGGUGCCGACCCUAAUUUACCCUUAAAAGUUCCUUGUGAUCAAAAUGAUCCAGAAAGUAAUUUCUCAAGUGCACUGAUUAUAGCUUGUCAACAGCGUGACAUAAGAAUUGCAGACCUUUUAUUGAAACAUGGUGCUGUGGAUAAUACGUGCAAAGCGAUCAAAAUCGCUGCACAAAAUCGAGAUGAACCGCUGACAGCAAAGCUUUUAUCUAUAAAAGCUUACCCAGACUCUGAAUAUAAAAUUAACAAAAAAGCCAUGACUGAAUGUACUCAAACUUCUCACUUUUCAGCGUUAUCUUCUUUUGGAAACGUUACAUAUUCGACGUUAUUUCCAAAUACACCGACAAUGAUAAAUUGGCAUAAUCAACAAUGUCAUCUCUCACAAAUAAGGUCUCAAUGGUUAAUUGAUGCAGUGCUGCACGUGAACAAGAAACUAAGUGCUAAAAAUAACGACUUGGUCUUGUAUGCUAUCACAAGAAUAGACAUUUCUCAUAAUUCUAUUACUUCUGUACCAUCUAUAAUAUUUUAUUUGCAAAGUCUCCGAUACCUCAAUAUGGCUCAAAACAAAAUAGAUACUCUAACUGCUGACCCAAAAAGUCAGAAGGACAAAUUAUGUCCUGCUUUAGAAGAACUUUAUCUUCAGGACAAUCGAUUAGAACAGUUACCUGAAUUUAUAAUGAAUUUACCUGUUUUAGAAAUUAUGGAUGUUUCAAAUAAUAAACUUCAAUGUCUUCCAGAAAAUUUAUGGCGGGCACCAAAAUUAAAAGAAUUGAAUGCAUCAUUUAAUUUAUUAAAAGAUUUGCCCAGUCAAAUAUCACAAAAUAUUUUACGAAAAUCACAACGUGAAGAUGUUUUAAAUCAUAGUCCAAGUAAUCGCAGCUUAGCAUCUCAAUUUGGUAUAUCACGCGAAGAUUCAUUGGAAUUUGAAUCUUUCACGAAAAUAGCAAAUGCACAAAUUAUCGAAAUGAAUCGUCCACACGUUUGGACUCGGUCGGUUCAAGUUUCAGAAAAAAUUUCAGACGACAACGAAAAUGGAGCAAGAUCGGUAUUGUCAUCUUUAAAUUUAGCGCACAAUUUGUUUAAUAGCGUCCCGGUAGCAUUACCAUGCUUAGCUGUUAAUUUGGUAAGAUUGAACAUGGCUUACAAUUCUCUAAGAUCUAUGAGUCACAUAACGUCUUAUCCUGCGAGUUUAAAACAAUUAGACUUAUCUAAUAAUCAAAUUUCUCGAUGGCCUAGCUUACCACAAGUAGAUAGUGCUGAUGCAAUGGAACAAGCAAAUACUGCAUGUUACUGUCCUACUACAAAUGUACAAUCUCCAGUAGUGCCAGGUACUAAUCGACAAACAACAUCUUUACGCGAUGUAGUUUUAAUGUCAGUUUGUACACAUAGGCGUCACUUGAGAUUGGAAAAUUUGAGAACAUUAAUUCUUGCUAACAAUUUGUUAAAUAGAAUUCAAUUAACUUCAAUCGAUGAUGGAGAAAUGCCAGCUCUAGAGGAAGAGAUUGUAGACAAAGAUAUGAAAAUGACUUAUUCCGGUUCAAAAUUGUAUCUACUGUUCCCUAAUGUUAGUAUGUUAGAUGUUAGUAAUAAUAAGUUAAAAGAAAUACCACAGAAUAUUUAUGAGCUUAACAAUCUCUCUGUUUUAAAUAUAAGUGGUAAUCCAGAUAUUGUUGAAUUACCACCACAAAUGGGAUUACUGUCUCGUUUAUGGAAUUUAAAUACUCAAGGUUGUAAAUUACAAGACCCUUUAAAAACAAUGAUUGAAUCCAAAAAAUACAAAACAAUGGAUGUUAUUGGUUACUUGAAAUCAAUUUUAGAAGAUGCUAAACCAUAUGCUCGUAUGAAGUUAAUGAUUGUGGGAAUACAAGGUAUUGGAAAAACAAGUUUGUUAGAACAACUGAGACAGGAAGGUGAAGUUCCAAAUAAAAAAAAGUCUUCUGAACACUGGGCAAAAAGAAUGGGUAAUAAAAAUAUCAAUGCAAAGACUGCAAGAGGAACAACAAUAUCUACUGUUGGUGUUGACAUUGGAGAUUGGAUUUAUGAGAAAAAAAUGAGAGGUCAGUCAUCCCAUGGACCUGUUUACUUCAGGACCUGGGAUUUUGGUGGGCAAAGAGAAUAUUAUGCAACACAUCAGUAUUUUCUGUCUAAGCGUAGCUUGUACUUGGUUGUAUGGAGAAUCACAGAUGGUUUUAAGGGUGUUUCAGAAAUAUUUCAGUGGUUGGUAAAUAUUCAAAGCAGAGCACCUAAUACACCAGUAAUUAUUGUUGGCACUCAUUAUGACAUAUCAAAUGAACACAGUGAAGCAUUACAACAAUAUAUUCGUGAUAAAUUUAUAAAUGUUGUUGAUGCUGAAAAAUGUGGUUUACCUAAGGUUAUGGAAACUAUAGAAGUGAGCUGUAAAACAAGACACAACAUAAAAAUGUUGUGUAAUUUGAUUUAUGAUGUUGUUUUCAGUUUAAGAUCACCUGGCAGCAAAGAGUUAUUACUUGAGCAAAAAGUUCCUUCCAGCUACCUCGCCUUGGAAGAUGUUGUGAUACAACUUGCAUACGAUAGAAAAUUAUCAGGCGCAGAUCCAGUUUUAAAGGCUGAUCAAUACUAUACAGCAGUAAAUAAUGAAUUACAAAAACUGCAUCGAUCAUUCAGAGAUCCCGCAGAACUACAUCAAGCAACGCUUUUUCUCCAUGAAAAUGGGAUUAUUUUGCACUACGAUGAUGCUACCUUGAAAGAUUUAUACUUUCUUGAUCCUCAAUGGCUUUGCGAUAUGCUAGCGCAUGUAGUUACUAUACGCGAAAUUAAUCCAUUUGCUAGAUCUGGCGUAAUGAAAUUAGAUGAUAUACAGCACGUUUUUAAAUCUUCAACAAUAUCAUCCAUAGACACACAAGGAUAUAUUGUUAAUCUGUUAAAUAAGUUUGAAGUUGCAUUAACUUGGGACUAUCGCACUUUAUUAAUUCCUUCUUUACUGCCAACUGAAGAAGAUCUUUUACGAAAUAAUCAAGUAAUUAAAAUACCAGUGAAAACACGUGGUUGGCACGUACGUUCUAAGAAAAUGACGUCUCCUAUGACAGUAUUUCAACAUUCCUCUGGAGAUAAACCAAACGCUGAAUGUGUACUAACAUCUAGGUCACAACCCGAUUGCUCCGUCACGCGACUUCUUCUGAUGUCUUACUUUCCAAGUGGUUUUUGGUCAAGACUCAUAACUAGAAUAUUAGCUGAUGAUGCUAUUGUUGAAAUUGUAAUGUCAUUUUUGGCACCAUUUAAAGAUUUUGUUGAUGAUAAUAUUUUUAUAAGUUUAUUAGACAGGCCAGCAGAAUGGGUACUUUGGCAAACAGGAAUAGAAUUAAGAUACGCUAAUAUUACUUUACUACGUCUCAAAGAAGUCAAUUACAAUUUAAAAAAUGUACCAUACGAUUAUAGACAAUUUAAAUUUAAAUUAAAACAAGAUGGUAUAUGGUGCACAGUAGAUUUAAAAAAUUCAGCUAUUUUAGAAAUUUGGUUUCCAAUUGAUACAUUAGUAAUUAAGCAGCCGAUAAUGUCUGAUACUGAUGAAGCUGAUGAUGAACCGAUGGGAUAUCAGGCAAUUGUAGUUGAACCUCGUCCGGAAAGUAUGCCACAACUACUAGCUCUAAUAGUCGACCAUAUUGAUAUUUUAUUAGAAGAUUGGUAUCCUACAUUAGGUACACGUUUCGUUCAUACAUCUGAGGGUAAAUUAUUAGUUACCCGUUUAAUACCUUGUCCUCGAUGCUUAUUAAAUAAUGGAGAAAAUGAAAAUGACAUCACCGAUAAUGAUCGGUUAGCAGAAGAUAUUCAACGGUAUUACGUAAAUAAAGAAAGACAAAGUCAAGAUAGUUACAAAUCUGAUGGUGAUAGUGGAGUAGGCUAUGAUAGCUUAACAUCAAGCAGAAUGCCAUCUUUAGAAGGUCACCCAGAUGUGGCUAAACAAAAUGUCCAAUUUGAAGGUAUAUUAGCAUAUUCUUGGAUGGUAGAAGAAUGUAUUCUAUCUGCUUAUAGCAAUAAACCAAUUAGUUGCCCUAAACACUCUGACAUACCAUUAUCACACGUAGCUCCAGAUAUUAUUUUUAUGGAUUUGGGACUGAAACACUUAAUAAAAUCAGAAGACAUUAAACUAGGAAAACUGUUAGGUCGUGGUGCAUUUGGUUUUGUUUUUAAAGGAGUUUGUCGCUUACCUGGAACUUAUCAGAAGACUGAUGUUGCCAUCAAAAUGUUACAACCAGUUCCACCAGGACCAAAUUCGAAACAAUCUGCUGUAUUAGCUUAUAAAGCUGCACAAAGUAAAUGGGAUCGUGAUCCUUUACAAUAUGCUUGUAAAGCUUACUGUACUGCUAGGCAGGAAUUAAAUAUUUUAUUAACACUCAGGCACAUGAAUAUUGUACCAUUAAUUGGUAUAGUAGUUAGUCCUCUUGCACUGGUGUUAGAUUUAGCACCAGAAGGUGCGUUGGAUAAUGUACUAAAAAACUAUAGACGUUCAGGUGCUAAAUUAGAUCCAUAUACAUUACAGGCCAUAAUUCUUCAAGUAGCAAAAGCUGUAGAAUAUCUUCAUCAACAACAUGUAAUUUAUAGAGAUUUAAAAUCAGAAAAUGUUUUAGUUUGGCAAAUGCCUCUACCCUUUCAAGACCAUCCUGAACAUCCUGUGCAUGUUAAAGUAGCUGAUUACGGUAUAUCCAGAUUAACCUUACCAACUGGUGCUAAAGGAUUUGGUGGAACUGAGGGAUUUAUGGCACCUGAAAUUAUCAAGUAUAAUGGUGAAGAAGAGUAUACUGAAAAAGUUGAUUCUUUUUCAUUUGGAAUGUUUAUAUAUGAAUUGAUUACUCUAAGACAACCAUUUGAAGGCCACGAAGCAGUUAAAGAAUGCAUUUUAGAAGGUGGAAGACCACCAUUGACGUAUAGAGAAACAUUUCAUCCUUGCUAUGCUCUUGACUUAAUGGUUAUAUGUUGGGCUCAAAAUCCAAAAGAUCGUCCAACUGCUAGUCAAAUAGUUUCUAUUGCAUCUGCACCUGAAUUUACACAUCUUAUAGAUGUUAUAAUGUUAACAGAAAGAACUCAAGUAACAGCUAUUACCAUGACAAAUAGAACUAUAGAAGAAAAUAUGAAUGGUGAUGAAAUUUGGUUUGGACACAAUAACGGCGAAGUAGAUAUGUUAUUGGGUACACAAAAGGGUUGGUUACAACAUGUUAGAAUUGAAACUCCUAUAAUACCAUAUGCAAUGUGCGGAGUAGAUGGAUAUAUUUGGAUUGGCGAUAAUGCAGGUCAAGUGCAUGUUUAUUUAGGCAGUAAUUUCGGCUGUGUUGCUAGCUAUAAUCUGGAACCUGAUCACAGUAGAGAAUCUAAAGUAGUAGGUUUAAUUUAUUUAGAACAAAUGAAACAGUUCGUGGUUGCAUUGCAUAGUGGAAGAAUAUUUUUAUUAACAAACUCUUUCACUCAAAUGAAAAAAAUGGAAGUUGUCACUGACACACAAGACAAUAUAAAGACAUAUUCUUUGGCAGCUGUUUAUAAAAAGAAACGUAUACUGGAAUUAUGGGUUGGACAAAGUUUUGGUAGAAUAUCAAUCUAUAUAUUAAAAGAUAACAGUUUAAUAGAUACAAUACAGCUUUUUCAUGUUACUGAAGAUGCAGCCAUCAAAAAGUUAUUUGCUACAUAUUUAUUGAGUGCUGAGAAUUCUAUUCUAUCAUACACGUAUCCUGGAUGUAUUGUUUAUCAAUGGGAUGUGGAUACUAGGCAAAUAAUAAAUAAGUUAGAUAUGUCUAAAUUAGUACCUUGUUCGGAAAGUCUCAAGUCCAUUUCUAUAGAGGAGAAUCUAUCAACGGAAAAGUGCCAAGUAACAACAUUUGAAACCUGUAGAAACCAAUUGUAUAUUGGUACAACUUGGGGUUGUAUAGUUGUAGCUGAAUGUAACUCUCUUAGACCAAUUACUGUCUUCAGACCUUUUGAGGGUAAAGUUUGCCAAAUAAUAUCAUUCAAAUCAGCAGACGAAAAGAAAUUGGUAUUAGCAACAGUUGGCCAAGGUUACAGAAGUCUAAUUUCUAGAUAUACAGAUUUCCCAACUGAUUCGUUAGAUGAAGAAGAUCUUAGGCAUAGUAUGUAUGCUCUAUUAUGGAGGUCCGAACAUUGGUCAGCUGCAUAAUUGUAUCUAGUUAAAAACAUAAAAGUGCAAAAAAUAACAGUGAUAUAACUAAUUCACAGUUCUAUACGUCCAUGAUAUUUAGUCCAUAAUUUAAGCUUUCUACCUUUUGUAUAUAAGAUCUCUUGCACUGAAGCUGAAAAUUUGUAUUCUUCAAUCUGACUAAGCUAUAUGGUGCUUAAUUGAAAUAUUUUCUGCAAAAUUGUUAUUUAUAAGCCAGAUGUAGUUUAAGCAGGAUAUUUUUAUUAUUGUGUGAUGCAAUAUAAGAUAGUUUUGUAACUUUACUAUUAUUUUUGUAAAUAUUUAAAUUUGCCAAGAAAUGAUGAAUUCAUUUAAUAUAAAAAAUAGAAAAUGAAUUCAUUAACCUUGCAAUGCAUUUGAAACAUUUAUUUGAUGAUCUCAAAUAUAUCAUUAAACAUUAUGUAUAUUUAAGAUAUUUUAAUGUACGUGCUUUUACAUAAUACAAAAUUAAAUUACAAGUACAAUUAAUGUAGGAAGUCUGUAACAUAUUUGUACAAGUAAUAUUAAAAGUCCUUUUAAUGCAGAAUUAACAAAUGAUCUGAAUAUAAUGAUAAUUGUAAACCAGUUUUAUUAUGAAAAAAUGAUUAAAUUUGUGUGAAAUGAAAUUUUAAUGUAAGUAUAAAAAUGUGAAAGUACAUUUUUUAAUAUCAUUCUUGUGUGAGUAUGUGAAAUGUAUUUGUGAAGUAUGAGUGUAACAUUAUCAAGGAAUAUGGUUAACUGGUAGUUCUUCCACAGUUUCAAUGUUAUGUUUAAGAAUUAGGUCUUGACCUCGAUAUAGAAAAUAUCCUUUAAAUAAUUCUUCUCUUAACAUAUAAGGAAACCAAUAUUCAUCAUCCGGCCACAUUUGUUUAAAUGGAAUAUCUUUUAUAUUAUACCAUUUUGGUCGCAUUUCUAAACAAAAAGAAAUAUCUAAAUGUAAGUAGAAUAUAUUUAUUACCAAUUUAAGUAGAUAAGCAAUAUUUUUUAACUAAACAUCUGGUGUUAAAUACUUUUUUUUAAUUUUCUUACUUUAUUAAAAUAUUUUCAAUUUUUUGACUGAUCUAAAUAAUUUAAAAAAUUCAAGCACUCAUAUGUACUUUUAGAUGUAUAAUUAAAUAAUUAUAACAAAAAAUAAAAUUGGAUAUAAUAUAUAUUAUUAAUAUUAAGAAUUGAUACUUCUAUAGUGAUGUAACAUUUUGUUUAAUUGGAUUCUCAAUAUGUAGAAAUUAAAUACCUUCGGAUUCUGUUAUUUCUCCAGAAUAUUGAUAUGUCUCAAAGACAUGAACUUCCAAUAAUGUAUUGUUUCCUUCAAACUCAAAUUCUAAAAUACCAAUUUUUCUUAAAUCCUCUGCAGAUAAACCACAUUCUUCUUUUAACUCACUGUAAAAUUGUAAAGGAAGAACUUGAAAUACUAGAUUUCUUGUAUAUUAUAUUAUUACUGCACAUGUAUUACUUUUAGUUCAACAAUUUUUAUUGUUAUUCUCAUUAUUUAAAUCUAAUGAUUUAAUGUAAACUAUACAUACAUCCAAGAAUAUUCAUAAAAAAUAAUAAAUUUACUAAUUUAUAUCACAUUGUUCCUGUACUUGUAUAAUUACAUUAUUAAAUAUACUUUGAAAAGCUCACGUAUACAAAUUUU